AAAAAAAAAAUCUGUUUUGUUACUUAGCUAAAUUGCAGGCGAGGGCGAGGGCGAGGGCGCGAAGUGGAGGAAGAAAUGAAGUGUUGGUGAAACUGAAAUCCGGCAACUGAGUUCGCAUCCGCAUCGGAAGCAGAAUCAGUAUAUAAUAUGGAUUCGGUGCUCGUUGGAUCUUUUCCUAACGCGUCUUCACUUGCAACUGGUGGAAAUUUCUGGAGGACUAAAUAUUGCGCCCGCAUUUACCAUGCAAGUUCUUAUGUGCCAAAGGCUACAUGGCACAAAAGGAAAAUCCAAAAAGAAUAUAAUUUUUUGAGGCUUCAGCGGCCAAGUUUGAAUCAUCAUUACAAAGGCAUUGAGGGAGGGUAUACAUGUCAAAAGUGUAACAUAAAAUUUGUUGUAAAAGCGACCUCUGAACAAUCUUUUGAGGCUGAACCUGAAGGUUUUGAUCCAAAAGGCAUUUUGGAUUCGCUCAAAACUUCCUUGGAUGCUUUCUACAGGUUUUCCAGGCCACACACAGUUAUUGGCACAGCAUUAAGCAUAAUUUCUGUGUCUCUCCUUGCGGUAGAAAAAUUAUCAGAUAUAUCUCCACUAUUUUUUACUGGUGUGUUGGAGGCUGUGGUUGCUGCCUUGUUCAUGAAUAUAUAUAUCGUUGGUUUGAAUCAAUUGUCUGAUGUUGAAAUAGACAAGAUAAACAAGCCCUAUCUUCCAUUGGCAUCUGGGGAAUAUUCCUUUGGAACUGGUGUUGCUAUUGUUACAUCUUUCUCAAUUCUGAGUUUUUGGCUUGGCUGGAUCGUAGGUUCAUGGCCAUUAUUUUGGGCUCUUUUUGUAAGUUUUGUGCUAGGGACUGCUUACUCAAUCAAUGUGCCUCUGUUGAGAUGGAAAAGAUUUGCAGUGCUCGCAGCAAUGUGCAUUCUAGCUGUUCGGGCAGUAAUAGUGCAACUUGCAUUUUUCCUUCACAUGCAGACUCAUGUGUACAAGAGGGCAGUUGUCUUUUCAAGACCACUGAUUUUUGCUACUGCAUUCAUGAGCUUCUUCUCUGUAGUUAUAGCACUGUUUAAGGAUAUACCCGACAUCGAAGGAGAUAAAGUAUUUGGUAUCCAAUCUUUUUCAGUACGUUUAGGUCAGAAACCGGUAUUCUGGACUUGUGUUACUCUUCUUGAAAUUGCUUAUGGAGUGGCCCUCCUGGUGGGAGCUGCAUCUCCUUGUCUCUGGAGCAAAAUUGUCACGGGCCUGGGACAUGCUAUUCUAGCUUCACUUCUCUGGUAUCAUGCCAAAUCUGUAGAUUUGAAAAGCAAAGCUUCGAUAACAUCCUUCUAUAUGUUUAUUUGGAAGCUAUUUUACGCAGAAUACUUGCUCAUUCCUUUUGUAAGAUGAGGAUGCAAUUGCAUUGUUAAACUCAUAAUUAGUUUUGUUUAAAUGGUGCUGCCUUUGUAAGAAUUAUUUCUUUUGGAAUGGUUUUUUUUUUUUUACUCCGUUGCUUUCAAUGGCUUCUUCAAUGAUUUUUUCUUCCAUUAAACAAACUAACAAACUCAUGCUUAUUAUCAUUACUUUUCAAGAUAGUAAGUAAUGCUUACUAAUUACUCUUUUAACCGAAGGUGCACAGCGGCUUUGGCAAUUAUGUUAGUCAGGAUUGAAGUUU
Messenger RNA from Cajanus cajan (pigeon pea), 1636 nucleotides. It is a transcript of the gene HPT1, whose product is annotated as homogentisate phytyltransferase 1. Gene Ontology annotation, molecular function: prenyltransferase activity. Lineage: Eukaryota; Viridiplantae; Streptophyta; Magnoliopsida; Fabales; Fabaceae. The record is from RefSeq and is a predicted model, not a curated record. Gene Ontology annotation, cellular component: membrane.